AGUGAUCAUCACGAUAGUGGUUUGUGUGCUGAUGUUUAUCUUCAAUGUCUAUCUCCUCGUCAAUUUCCAACACGCAGACGAUGCCAAUUAGGCAUGUUUCCCUAAAUUCGUUGUCAUUUUGGGUCUUUCCAUUGCCUUGAUCUCCGUUCUCAUGUUGCUGGCGGAUGUUGCCAACCGACAAGCAUACAGGCAUGCCAUAUACAAUGGCACCUGUAAUCUCACCCUCCUAAUGAAGGAAUUGUGGCUCACUAUUAUUGUCGAUGCUGUGCUUGUCUUCUUCAUUAUUUCAUUUGCCAUGUUCUACUACGAAGAAGACCAGGACAAGAGUGUUGAUAGAGGGAUAAAGAGUGCAUUGUUGUGAGUGGUGACAACUACAAUUGUGUGUGCUCUUGUGCUUGGCAUUCUAUAUGGUUAGUGUUUUUGUUUUCCAUUUCUUUUCCAUGGAUGAAGUUGUUUGAUACAUUGGAUGUCACAUGGAGAUUAACUACCACGCAAGCCAUUACACAAACAACAUUGAGGAGCUCAAUUAACGUGAGGGUUGAUU
Molecule: messenger RNA, 544 nt
Organism: Rubroshorea leprosula
Lineage: Eukaryota; Viridiplantae; Streptophyta; Magnoliopsida; Malvales; Dipterocarpaceae
Source: the annotation of a GenBank genome assembly